This is a messenger RNA of Cooperia oncophora, 255 nucleotides long. The record is from the annotation of a GenBank genome assembly. NCBI's taxonomy places the organism in Eukaryota, Metazoa, Nematoda, Chromadorea, Rhabditida, Trichostrongylidae.
AUGUGGCAAUACUUGAACCUUAUUCGAAUUUAUACCAAACCAAAAGGACAAUUACCGGAUUAUUCCGCACCGAUUGUUUUGAACGCGGAAAAGAACACGGUUGAUGACUUGUGCUUGAAAAUUCACAAAUCGUUGCAGAAGGACUUCAAGAAUGCAUUGGUGUGGGGUGCAUCGGCAAAACACAAUCCACAACGGGUCGGUAGGGAACAUGUGUUGGUCGAUGAGGAUGUUGUUCAAAUUCUUAAGAGGGUUUGA